CUUUCGCACAGUCAGUUUGUUUAGUCAAACAAGCUCACCACCACGGAGGACGAGGGAUUGUAAUCUGCGCGCUAGUGAUCUUUAAGAUCUUGAAACGUCCCCGCAAGGAACUUCAGUUCGCGUGAAACACUCAACCGGUUCGGUCGGUUCUUCGAAUCUCUCUUUUGGCACAGUUCGGCUCGGAUAGUUUGUAACGGAUUCGCAAUGGCGCCUCCUUGCUCGGUCAGCAUGGUGUUCUCGGUGGAGCCGAUCAAGGCUCCCCAAUGGCAGAAGCGAUCGCACAGUUACGAGGAAGCCCUGGAGCUGGUCGGGUAUGGACGGGCGCAGAUUCUGCUGGUCAUGCUGUCCGGGUUCGCCAUCAUGGCGUCGAUCAACGAGGCCAUGGGACUGAGUAUCAUUCUGCCGGCCAGCCAGUGCGAUCUGGGGCUGGAUCCCGGAGAGAAGGGCAUGAUAGGUGGAGCGAUAUUUCUGGGGAUCAUGGCAUCGUCGUAUUUCUGGGGUUUCCAGGCGGAUACCCGGGGGCGACAGGUCGUUCUGAAGUACUCGUUGAUCGUUACUUCGAUAUGCUCGGUUGCGUCGAGCUUUGCGAACGGUUUUGUGUCGCUGAUGGUGCUGCGGUUUAUCACGGGGGUGUGCGUUGCGGCUCCGUCCGCUACGGUUUACGCUUAUCUGGGGGAGUUCUGUACGCCGAGCAGACGAGUUCAACUGAUCUCCUACGCAUCGGUUAUGCCUUCCGUGGGAAUUAUCUUCGUGGCUUUGGUCGGCUGGCUAACACUAUCCUUCGAAUGGAGCUUCCCCAUCUUCGAUACGAUCACCUAUAAACCCUGGCGACUGUUAUUCAUCCUGUACACUAUUCCCGGACUUGUGGCCGGAAUCGUGUUCUUCUUCUUCCCGGAAACACCAAAGUUCCUGUUAUCGCAAGGUCGAGAAGAUGAAGCCUUGGCUGUGCUGAAGUGGCUGUACCGAAUCAACCAUGGUGCCGGUAGUGAAGGCAACUACAAGGUCGAAGCUCUCCGAACCGAAGUUGGCGAAGUCAAAGUGGAGACGCAAACCGGACUGCUGGGAGUGCUGAAAUCUAUGAAGGAUCAGACAGUUCCUCUCCUGAAGUUCCCGUAUCUGAAGUACUUCCUGGUUUCCUGCGUUCACAGCGCCAGUGCCUUCACCAUAUAUGGUGGUCUAGGUCUCUGGUUCCCCCAAAUCAUGAAUCAAAUCUCGUCCGAUCCUUCGGAUGGUACCGAGAUUUGCUCCGUCCUACAGCAACAACCUGCGCCGACGAAUUCUUCAAUCCUAGCGAUAUGCGAGUCCAGUGUGGAACAGGACACCUUCAUCUACACGGCAAUGCUCGGAGUCUUCGGUGCCACCUACUGCAUAACUCUUUCGUUUAUUCUGCGAAAAUUCAAAGGGUCUACCAUGAUGGUUCUCAACAUGACCACAGCGGGAGUUGCCGGAAUACUGCUGCAGUUCUUCACCAACAGCUACCUCGUGGCAGUGCUGUUCUGCGUGCAGAUCAUGUUCGCUGGCAUCUGUGUCAUGCUGGUGAACGCCCGAGCCGUAUCCCUGUUUCCAACUCACGUCCGAGGCAUGGCCGUUUCGUUGGUCAAUAUGAUCGGACGGUUGAGCUGUUUUACCGCAAGUGCCGUCAUAGGACUUCUGAUGACUCAAAAUUGCCCGCUAACGUUCUAUUUCCUGUCGGGGAUGCUUUUCGUCAGUGCUGCUGUGACGUUCCUUCUGCCGCCUGAGGAGUAAUCGCUGCCAUUGCCAUGGCAACGCGUGGACCAGCCAACUGUGAUGUGUCUCGAAAUACCGUACAAUCUGUGCAGUAUUCCUGGAUCCCCGCUGUCCAGAGGACCGCUUCCUAGCCUAAGAAUCUACUCCAAUACAAUAAGACUGCUUUAAAAUAUAUAGAAACUAGUGACGUACGGCAAACAGAAAUUACUCCCAAGUCUUUACACAAUAAAUCUUAAACGGGAACCAUUGAAAGGAAGACAAA
This is a messenger RNA of Aedes albopictus (Asian tiger mosquito), 1990 nucleotides long. RefSeq names its product synaptic vesicle glycoprotein 2B-like. Gene Ontology annotation, biological process: transmembrane transport. Gene Ontology annotation, molecular function: transmembrane transporter activity. Bases 205 to 1746 code for a protein of 513 amino acids. The record is from RefSeq and is a predicted model, not a curated record. The transcript has 3 exons. Gene Ontology annotation, cellular component: membrane. NCBI's taxonomy places the organism in Eukaryota, Metazoa, Arthropoda, Insecta, Diptera, Culicidae.